Molecule: messenger RNA, 186 nt
Organism: Penicillium soppii
Lineage: Eukaryota; Fungi; Ascomycota; Eurotiomycetes; Eurotiales; Aspergillaceae
Exons: 2
Coding region: 1-186 (61 amino acids)
Source: RefSeq, a predicted model, not a curated record
AUGGCCCAGGGUCUGGUUCCUCCCUUGAAGGAUCACGAAGAUAAGACAUUGGAUGGUUUUGGUAGUAUUGCAGACGAGGCACAAGAAGUUCUGGUGUAUUGUCAACACGACGGGAUGUGUGCUGGGCAACAGUGCUAUACUGAUGGAUGGAAUGUGAUUGUUCGGAGGGAUACUGACCGCUGUUAG